Molecule: messenger RNA, 1510 nt
Organism: Seriola dumerili (greater amberjack)
Lineage: Eukaryota; Metazoa; Chordata; Actinopteri; Carangiformes; Carangidae
Product: cGMP-dependent protein kinase 1-like
Exons: 16
Coding region: 2-1510 (502 amino acids)
Biological process (GO): protein phosphorylation
Molecular function (GO): cGMP-dependent protein kinase activity; ATP binding
Source: RefSeq, a predicted model, not a curated record
CAUGUUUGGAGAGCUGGCUCUCCUCUAUAACUGCAUCCACACCUACUCUGUCUCAGCACAAACGGACAGCAAGCUGUGGGUUAUUGACAGCAAGAGCUACCAGACCAUACUUAUGCAGACUGGUCUCAACAGCCUUUCUCAUUCAAUGGAGCUCCUUAGCAGCGUUCCCUUCCUGCAGUCAUUGCCAGAGGAUGCUAUCAUGAAAAUGUCUGAUCUCAUGGAGGAGACACACUACAAUGAAGGAGACUACAUCAUUCGACAAGGGGCCACAGGAGACACCUUUUAUAUCAUUAGCAAAGGCCAGGUGAAAGUGACAGAAAUGAAGCCAGGGCAUGAAGAGAUAGUCCUCUCUAAGCUCACUGAGAGACACUGGUUUGGAGAAAAAGCUCUGUGGGGAGAGGACGUUCAGACUGUGAAUGUAGUUGCUGCUGGUGCAGUUACUUGCUUGGUAAUAGACAGACAGACCUUCAAAGACAUCAUUGAUGGGUUUGUUUUUGACUGCAGCCAUGAGGUGCCGCAAAGCCAUGAAUCCAAAGUCGAGUCAGACAAGGAUUGUGCUGUCCUUUCAUCUUCCACCUUAAGUGAUUUCAACAUUAUUUGCACUCUGGCAGCUGGGGAGUUUGGUCACGUAGACCUGGUACAACUAAAGAGCAACAUCAAAUGUCUUUUUGCCAUGAAGGUCCUCAAGAAGAAGCUGAUCCUCAACAAUGGUCAGCAAGAGCACGUCCUGAGAGAAGGGCGCAUCCUAAUGGAGGCUUAUUGUCCAUUCAUAGUCAGGCUACAUAAAAUCUUUAGAGACCCUGAGUGCCUGUACAGUUUGACAGAGGCUUGUCUUGGUGGGGAUUUAUGCAGUCUACUUAAAGAUAAGGGAUAUUUGGAUGAAUGCAGCACCAGGUUCUACAUAGCUUGUGUUGUUGAGGCACUGACCUUUCUUCACGGCCGAGGUGUCAUCUAUAGAGACAUCAAACCUGAAAAUAUUGUUCUGGAUGAGCAUGGUUAUGCCAAACUGAUUGGCUCCAGAUGUCUAAAGAAGGUUGAGGUGGGUAAGAAAACCUGGACAUUCUGCGGUACACUGGGCUAUAUCGCACCUGAGAUCAUCUUGAACAAAGGUCACAGUGUAUCUACAGACUUCUGGUCCCUAGGCGUAUUUCUGUUUGAACUACUGAGCGGUGGACUGCCAUUCAGUGGCUCUGACCCUCUGAAGAUUCUCACUGCAACCAUUUGCGGCAUCGAUCAGAUCGACUUCCCGAAAAACAUCAGCAAAAGUGCCUCCAGUCUCAUAAAGAAACUGUGCAGGAGCAAUCCCUCGGAGAGACUGGGCACUCUGAGAAAUGGGGCCAAGGACAUUCAGAUGCACAAAUGGUUUGAAGGAUUCGACUGGGACGGACUUUGUAAAAGAACAUUAAACCCACCAGUUAUUCCCAAAGUUAAUCAUCCUUUGGACAGCAGUGCAUGUGGUCAUUACACUGAGGACCCAGUGGAGCUGUGCACAAACUGGGAUGAUUUCUGA